This is a messenger RNA of Pongo pygmaeus (Bornean orangutan), 6541 nucleotides long. RefSeq names its product pro-apoptotic WT1 regulator (gene PAWR). Gene Ontology annotation, cellular component: cytoplasm. The transcript has 6 exons. The record is from RefSeq and is a predicted model, not a curated record. NCBI's taxonomy places the organism in Eukaryota, Metazoa, Chordata, Mammalia, Primates, Hominidae. Gene Ontology annotation, biological process: apoptotic process; positive regulation of apoptotic process. The coding region runs from base 518 to 1540 and encodes 340 amino acids.
GUAGCUGGCGGGGACUUCGGACAGGCGGUGGCCAGAGCGCGGAGCAGGCGAUACGACGAGCCGACAGGUGGCGGGUCUGGCCCUAGUACCUCGACCGCCGCCUGCGCGGACCCUGGUGGGGAUGGGGCUGGCGGGCCGACUUGGGGGUGGGGUCAGUCCUCUCUCCUCCCUUCUAGGGGCGGCGAUCGUCGGGGUCCGUACUGUAGGUGCGUGGGAGAAACUUUGCAGGGUGGGGACUCGGCGGCUGCUGGCCGGUAGGGACGGGUGGGCGCGCUUGAGGACUCCGAGGGGCGCAGCCCGGGGGCAGACCCUCGGGUCGGGCGGGGAUCUUACGCUUCCCUUACCCGCCCCCUUUUGUCUUUCACCUCAGCCCUGCGGGCUGCUGGGGGAGCGGCGGCCGUCCCUCUCCUGGAGGUCGUCUCCUGGCAUCCUUGGGGCCGCAGGAAGGAAGAGGAGGCAGCGUCCGGAGCCCUGGUGGGCGGCCUGAGGUGAGAGCCCGACCGGCCCCUUUGGGAAUAUGGCGACCGGUGGCUACCGAACCAGCAGCGGCCUCGGCGGCAGCACCACAGACUUCCUGGAGGAGUGGAAGGCGAAACGCGAGAAGAUGCGCGCCAAGCAGAACCCCCCGGGCCCGGCCCCCCCGGGAGGGGGCAGCAGCGACGCCGCUGGGAAGACCCCCGCGGGGGCUCUGGGCACCUCGGUGGCCGCCGCUGCCAACGAGCUCAACAACAACCUCCCGGGCGGCGCGCCGGCCGCACCUGCCGUCCCCGGUCCCGGGGGCGUGAACUGCGCGGUCGGCUCCGCCAUGCUGACCCGGGCGGCCCCCGGCCCGCGGCGGUCGGAGGACGAGCCCCCAGCCGCCUCUGCCUCGGCUGCACCGCCGCCCCGGCGUGACGAGGAGGAGCCGGACGGCGUCCCGGAGAAGGGCAAGAGCUCGGGCCCCAGUGCCAGGAAAGGCAAGGGGCAGAUAGAGAAGAGGAAGCUGCGGGAGAAGAGGCGCUCCACCGGCGUGGUCAACAUCCCUGCCGCAGAGUGCUUAGAUGAGUAUGAAGAUGAUGAAGCAGGGCAGAAAGAGCGGAAACGAGAAGAUGCAAUUACACAACAGAACACUAUGCAGAAUGAAGCUGUAAACUUACUAGAUCCAGGCAGUUCCUAUCUGCUACAGGAGCCACCUAGAACAGUUUCAGGCAGAUAUAAAAGCACAACCAGUGUCUCUGAAGAGGAUGUCUCAAGUAGAUAUUCUCGAACAGAUAGAAGUGGGUUCCCUAGAUAUAACAGAGAUACAAAUGUUUCAGGUACUCUGGUUUCAAGUAGCACACUGGAAAAGAAAAUUGAAGAUCUUGAAAAGGAAGUAGUAAGAGAAAGACAAGAAAACCUAAGACUUGUGAGACUGAUGCAAGAUAAAGAGGAAAUGAUUGGAAAACUCAAAGAAGAAAUUGAUUUAUUAAAUAGAGACCUAGAUGACAUAGAAGAUGAAAAUGAACAGCUAAAGCAGGAAAAUAAAACUCUUUUGAAAGUUGUUGGUCAGCUGACCAGGUAGAAGAUUCAAGACUCAAUGUGGAAAAAAUAUUUUAAACUACUGAUUGAAUGUUAUGGUCAAUGCUAGCACAAUAUUCCUAUGCUGCAAUACAUUAAAAUAACUAAGCAUGUAUAUUUAUUUCUAGCAAACGGAUGUUUGUUUUCAAAAUACUUCUUUUUCAUUAUUGGUUUUAAAAAAGCAUCAUCCUUUUAUCUCACAAAUAAGUCAUAUCUUUCAGUUAUUAAAAGAUAGAUAAUGCCUUUUUGGUUUUGUGUGGUAUUCAACUAAUACAUGGUUUAAAGUCACAGCCGUUUGAAUAUAUUUUAUCUUUGGUAGUACAUUUUCUCCCUUAGGAAUAUACAUAGUCUUUGUUUACAUGAGUUCAAAUACUUUUGGGAUAUUACCUACACAUGCCUUAUUACUGAUGUGUGCAACCUUUUAUGUGUUGAUGACUCACUCAUAAAGGUUUUUGUCUACUGUCAUUUGUUCUUUCCACUUAUUCUAAGCAUUUAGAGUAAUAGAGUCAUACUUUUGUGUAACAGCAACCUUUUAAAAGGAAAGCUCUUAUAAAGUCACUGUCAUGUUUUAGUUGACUAAAUAUAAAUUUAAGAGAAUACUUGAAUUGUGCUAUAGUAAAUAAAAAUUUACUAUUUUGUGUUUGAAUAUUGAAAAAUUGAAUCACUUUAACUCCUGAAAAACAUAAAUUGUAAUUUUAAUGUAAAAUUUCUUAUGUAGGUACUACCUUUUUUUAUCGUUCCAAGGUUUGCUAGUGAACACAGGAUAUUUUAAAAGUGUUUUAUUCUUCGGGACUGGAAAGUAUACAGUCAGCGUAGGAGAAAAAAUCCAUAUUUUUAUAUUAGCAUGCACACUAAAAACCAAAAUAUUAUUCAUACUUAAAACAUUCAUACAAAACAAUAUGUAAGCAGAAAUAGUACUAAAAUACUUUGCCUAAUUUCCAAGUUGAAGAAUAACACUGGGACACAGUUUUUUCAUAAGAGAGAAUAUUCCCCUAUUUCAAAUUUAAGGGAUUUUCUUCCUAACAUUGAAAUUUUAAAAACAGAGUUACUUCUAAAGAAUUAUACAAAUUUUCUCUUCUAUUAAAUAUUAUUAUUUAGAAUUGUUUUUGUAUUACAUAUUCAUGUUAAGAACCUCAUCUUCCCUUAAAAUACAUUAACAUUAUGACAUUUUUGCUUUGUGAUUGAAUUUCAAAUAGCAGUAUGAUAUCCUUUUAUCUAGUUAAUAUAUGAAAGUGGCUUGAAUAUAGUCAAAUCCGUUUUGGGUACUCUACUUUUUCCUUCACUUGCCAAGCCCUUUUAUUGUUCACUGUUAGAAAAAUAGAGAAGGUGAGACAGCUGGGGGAAAAUGUGGAGUAAAUGAUAAGUAUCAAAUGUUGAAUUCUAUAAGUCUCUACAUUUACCUAGGUUGGCUUUCUCCCUUCCCCAAUUCAGAAGUUUCCAGCUUGGCCAAUCAUCAGAAUCACUUGAGGAACUUAGAAAGAACUCCCUGGCUGUAGCUCCUAUGUAGGUUUAGGUUGAGACUCUGGACUCCAGAAUUUUUAAACGUUAUCAUCUGAGGUUUCCGAUCAUAGUCUACUUUUGAAGCAGCUGCUGCUGUUUUAUUCCAUUGAAAACCCUGGAAUUGACAUAAUUUUAUCUAUCAGCAUUUCUCCGCUUUUAGUUUAUUUAAUAAUUAACCUGGUCUCCAGGGCAGUUUUCAUAUGACCAUGUGUAUAUUCACUGCUCACAAAAAAGUUUAAUGUUAGAUUACCACAUUUAAUAUAGUUGCAGAAUUGCUGCAUAAGGGCUUCCCUUCUUGGAGACUUUUACCCAGCAUGGGAACAGUGAUCUGCCCACAUGACAGAGUGGUGUGCCAGGCAUAGUUAACUGCUUUUGGUUGUGAGGUACGUACUCAUCAUCUUCCUUUAGUUACCUUUAGUGAUGUGGCACACAUGUCCUUUUUGCCUAGUUCCUCAUCCACACUUUGGAUCUUGUGAAAAUGCUGUUAGUAUCCAACCUUAAAAUAUAUUAGUAUAUGGGUUUUUAUUAAAAGAAUUACUUUGAAUUUUCUAUUUAAUUCAUAUGUAAAUAAAGGAACAUUUCACUUCACUUAAAAAAUUAUAUCAGUUAUUAGGCUGGGUGCGGUGGCUCAUGCCUGUAAUCCCAGCACUUUGGGAGGCCAAGGCAGGUGGAUUACCAGAGGUCGGGAGUUCGAGACCAGCUUGACCAACAUGGAGAAACCCCGUCUCUACUAAAAAUACAAAAUUAGCCAGGUAUGGUGGCGCAUGCUUGUAAUCCUGGCUACUCAGGAGGCUGAGGCAGGAGAAUCGCUUGAAAACCCAGGAGGCAGAGGUUGCGGUGAGCUGAGAUUGUGCCAUUUUACUCCAGCCUAGGCCACAAGAGCGAAACUCUGUCUCCAAAAAAAAAAAAAAAAAAUUAUUAAUACUUUUAAAGACAGCUGUUUAAGAAUUUUUUGGGGAACAUUUCUAGCAGUGAUUUUUUUGGCCUUUUUAACAUAAUGAUAGUGUAAAGACAGGAGCCUUACAACUUAGGCAGAGCAUUUCACAUGCAGUCCUUCUUCCAUCUCCUUAAAAUCUAUUUAUUUUACAUACAGACUUUUACACUAACCAUUGAAAAAUAAAGUAGGAUCUGCUACAGUUUCCCCUGAAAAUUUAUAAAAAGUGUUGAGAUUGGUAGAAGGUAGUUUUUAAGUACAUGUGCACUACCCUAAAAGACUUGUCUAUUGUCAGUAAAGUGUUAGCAUUUGUGAAUUUAUUAUUCCUGUUCAGAAAUACUAUUUCUUAAAUCUCCUGGGAAUUUUGGCAUAAUAAAGCACAUUCAAAGUUCUAAUGUGUUUAUGAGCUCAUUUUCAAAAUAGUAAGUUUGUCAUCUUUAAAAUGAACAUGACUUGCUUCCUUGAUUUCUGAAAUGAAUUAAUUGAAGAUUGCUAUAGUAAUCUUUAUUUCAUCUUCCUAGAGUUGUUGGCAAUUUUAUUAUACAACAGUUACCAUUAGAGAAUGGGGGGAAGGGCUUUUGGGUGUGUAUUUGUAGGUACUAAGGGAUUUACUAAAUAUAGUAGAUUAGCACUGUCACACUUGUUCAAGUAGUUUCAGACGUAGAAAAUUAAGUAUCAGGUAUGUGGAGCAAUGUAGUCUUUUUUUUCUUCAGUUUAAAAAAUUUUUAAUUGUGGUAGAAGCAAUGUAUUCUUAAGGUGAAAAACCUACCUCAGUUACAUGUGGUUUGUGUUUUUUGGAUAAUCUGGAUUUUAUAAUUAGAAAUAAAAAUGUAAGAUUUUGAAUCCAUUUAAUUUCUUGAAAAUAGUACAAGUGAGUGUAAUAGAGAAGCGUUCAUAUAUUCAACACUGUAAGACAAAACAUUAGAGACCUUGGAUUUGAUAAGUGAUCUGAUAUCCUGGACAGUAUUCAUAUGUACAGUGAUAGGUGUCUUUCUUUGGAGUUUUUUUUUGUGCAUAUGUGUAUAGUUUUAUGGUUCUGAGUUGGUGACCAGUAAGUUCCAUGUAGUGCUGGCACUUACUUAAUAACUAUUCAUGAUAUUGUUAAUAACUUGUUGUAGGAUUCAGGCAUAUAUUUUCAGCAUAAGAAGCCAAACACACCAGCUUGUCAUUGGCAGGAAUAUAUUAAGUGAGAAAAACAUUCAGGAAUCAGAACAUUAACAUGUUAAAAGUUAGUGCUAACAUGGUCAUAUUGCGUCUGAACCUAUCCUAAUAUGUAACCAUAAAGCUUGACUUUUGCAUUGGAACUGUGCUUUCACAAAUAAGAUUGUAAUUGAUAUUAUCUGAGAAGCAGUGUGACACCUUUCUUUUGUUGUUACAUUAAGCUGAAAACAUAAUAUUAAUAGACAACUAACAGUUUGCUUAUCAGGCACAUCAACUAAGGCACCUCCCCCCCAUGCUAAGUUUCUCCUGGAUAUAUGGAAGUUGAUUGUUUCCCAGUUUAAAAACUUGAACUAAUAUUACCUAAGAAAACCUGAGCCCAUAUUGUUUUUAUUUUACUUACUUAGCUAGAAUCUCAUAGCAUGUUAAAGUCAUAUCCUUAUCCCCACUAAAAAUAACUAUGUCUAUGUGAGAGGAAUAUUGUUUGUGGGAGCUGUAUUAAAUACUAUUAUAGGUGUUACAGAAUCUUUAAAUAAAUGGACAUGGACCAACUUUCCAUCUAGUAGUGUACGAUCUAUAUAGUGCAUGUCAGUAGCAUAAAAUGCAGUCUUAGCAUUAGGCUGUCUAAUCUGAAUAGUUUACUCAAAAGUACUUCUUUGUGUUAGGUAUUCAGCCAUUGUUUUUAGAUCUAGUUAAUAGGUUCUAUUUAAUUUGCUGCAACAUUUACUGAAUGGUGGAGUGAAAAAACUGAUGCAUAUUGGGAAAUAUCUUACCAUUUUUUAAAGAUAAUGUUAAUUAGGAAAAGAACACUUUUAAGGAAUUUAUAGCAGUGAUGAAAUGAAUUCAGUUAUAUCAGAUACACCAAACUGUUGAUGGUAUUUAAAUGUGACUUCAAGUUAGUAUUUCUGUAUAUAUUAUUGGUUACUGGUUUGUUUUUAGAUAUGUAAGUCUGUUCUAAUCUACAGUUCACAUAUCGACAGUUACUCUGGUAAUAAUAGAAUGUUAGUGAUGAUCACUUGGUGGAUGUUGAUUAAGUGCCUGUGUUUUGUUUCCUCCUCUGGAUACCAAAUAGGUGUAUGCUACUUUUUUGGUGAACUUAUUUCUUGGAAGAUUUGGCUAUGCUAUUCAGAGUUUUUAUUCUUAUGUUUUUCUUCUAAAUUUAAGUAGCAUCCUGCUGCUACCAUAUUAAAGCUAAAAUUUAACUUUUUUUGAAGACUCAGCUAAUUCAGGUAAUCCAAAUAUUUGUGGAAAAACAUCUGGAUAAUUUAUUGAACAUAUUAGUAUUGUGUAGACAGCUUUGAUCAUUCCCAUUGCAUAGGUUUUUAUUGUGGAAUAGUCAACUUAAUAUAAAUUCACUUUUAAUUUGCAUGUAUAAAGUAAUACUCAAUAAAAAUUUUUUCAUUUAUUUUUCAA